Akanthomyces muscarius is the source of this 1608-nucleotide messenger RNA. RefSeq lists its product as uncharacterized. Lineage: Eukaryota; Fungi; Ascomycota; Sordariomycetes; Hypocreales; Cordycipitaceae. The record is from RefSeq and is a predicted model, not a curated record. The coding region runs from base 1 to 1608 and encodes 535 amino acids. The transcript is spliced from 2 exons.
AUGUCCUACAGCGCAUCACAGUUUGAGGACCUAAUUGAUGCGAUACAUCGCAAAAAUGGCAAGAAACCCCCGAAAGAUCAGGCGGAACUGCUAGAAAAGGACGAAUCAUGGAUACAUCAACUGAGAAAAAAACCACACGGAGCAGCCAAUGUACCCAACCACGUGCUCCAGACAGUCACAGCAGCACAUGAAGCGCGUGUCAAGCAGACGGCCAGCCGCGCAUCACAAUCUGUCAAAAACGCGGAGCAGGAGCUGCCGAAGCCUUCAUCGUCCCGCGAUCAUGAUUCCGUUCCAGAGACUGUCAUCGCAGAGACAACGAGGCGGACUAAGGUUGACAAGAGGCAACGGCCAGUCAAAAGGUUCAAGCCGAUUAACUUGGGAAGUGAUAGCCCAACAAAGCCCAAGGCAGAUGAAAUGGCUACGAGAGACAGCCGCAUGCAGUCGUUGAAACACCUAGAGGUUGCAGAGACACAGGAGACAGUUGUGUCUAGCUCUAUCGUGGCUGCCACGCUUACACAAACGCAAACCCAGAACGCCACAAGCACAGCUCAAGAGCCCGCAGAAGAUGCGCCAGAAGAGAUGGCCGAUAUUGAGAACUCAGCGUCAGUAGCCGAAGAGGCCCAAUCGUCGUCAGAAGAGCUGUUGAGUGCAAAGUCACACUCCUCGGGUGGCGAGGAGCACCAGCAGGGCCAGCAGGGCGGAGGGAGCAUGGAAGACUCUGAAGAUCAGGCAGAGACGCCUUUCGGGGAAUUCUGCGCCGCCUAUCCAGACUAUUGCGAGUCGUAUAAUGGAUCACGUCUCAAUUUUGUCAGUACCUGUGUCUAUCUUGAGUUUCUACGAGACACGCGCGCCUUGCGAGACUAUUUAUACGACGACUUUAUUCGCUUCUUUUCAUGCAAUUUUUUGGACUACGUUAAUAACGCCGGACCAGGCCAGGAGCCAAUCUCCGCCAUUGAGCGGUACAACAUGCAGAGUGGGCAACCAUUGUAUAAUCGGCAUAUCAUCAACAACACAAAUCUCGGCCGCGUGUUGACAUUUUACAAGCGGGAGGCUUCGGAAACUCGCAAUCUCCAGGCGCAAUAUGAGCAAGACCAAGCACCAGAAGCUGCAGUGACGCCAAAAGCGACAGGGCCAGAGCCAGUAUCGCCAGCGCCACUGGCAGAAGCAGUGCAGGAUCCGAUGGAGGUCGAUGAGCCCCGCGCAGAAGCUAGCAGCCAAAGCGGUGCGGUACAUCAUCAAGUGCCAGCACAGGACAAAGUUUUGGAUGAACGGCCAAUCUCUCCGCCUGGUUCUCCCAGUAACACUGCUGUUGAUAGAAGGGCCAAUUCGGCUUCCAAGCAAGUCAUUUCCGUGGCAGAGUCCACUCGCAGUCCACAAGCGUCAUCGCCGCAACUAGGCCGGAGGACAGUUUCGGCCGCUCCGCCGUCGUCCAUGAGGUCGAAUGCGCCCGUUGCCUCGCAAUACAUUCAGCGACUAGCGAUGAGGUCAGCGUCUACAGGCGAGGACGCAGCACGGCAACACAGAGAAAAGGUGCGGGCAGCCCUGCGGCGGAAGAGAGCUUCGGCUAGCGCUCGUAGUUCGAGCAGCAAAGCAGGCUCUGUUGCCUAA